Messenger RNA from Neospora caninum, 981 nucleotides. RefSeq lists its product as hypothetical. The transcript has a single exon. NCBI's taxonomy places the organism in Eukaryota, Apicomplexa, Conoidasida, Eucoccidiorida, Sarcocystidae. The record is from RefSeq and is a predicted model, not a curated record. The coding region runs from base 1 to 981 and encodes 326 amino acids.
AUGGAGGGAGCGAGUCUGGGAGAGAAGGAAGAGAAACACGUCCUGGUCGACGGCGCUCCUCUUCUCUCGCAGUCUGCGAUUCCCGCGUGGGCGCACUUUUGUUUUAAAUGCAGAGUGUAUCGAACCGUGCCCGCAGGCGGCGUGCUCGACUCCGCGAAGGCUGCAACGCGGAAAACGCUGUGGGAUGCCGGCGAGACGGGGCGUUCUUCACGGGGCCUGUCAAACAGAUCCGACGAAGAGCAAAAGACCGCGCAAGAGGAAGAAGAGGAAUACGCCCACCUUCUCCACGACGUCCUCACUGCUUACGGGGAAGUCUCGGAUUUGAACUACUUGGUCAGCUGUGAAGACAGUGUACAUACGCCUGAAGCUGCACAGACACCCCAGCCGGCAGGUGCACCUUCGGGUGUACAUACACCCGGGCCGAGCACGGACUGUGCGUCUUCGGAGUCCUUUUCCCCGGAGAAAAAAGCCAGGGCAGGCGCUUCUGCGGAGCACACUUUGGUUGACGCGCACAUGCUGGUUUCGUGCCAUGUCGGCCGGAAGGUUUGUGGCCACAAGGGCGUCGCUCACGGCGGAUUCAUCGCGACGCUCCUGGACAACUCCCUAGGCUACAUGGCGCAUUUUGUCUUCAAACGCGCGGCGACCAAGAAUCUGGAAGUCACCUUCCUUCGACCGCUGCUCGUGGACGCCUCUAUCGUCGUCGACGUCGGCAUCUCCAGUCACGAUCCCGAGAAAGGCGUCUGCACCGUCGUCGGCACAGUGUACGCACUCACGCCCCCGCAGCUCAGACACCUCGGCAAGCCGGGAGGGAACUCCGCGGGCUCGAGAAAAAAGGGAGAGGCGACGGCCGCCGACCAAGCCGAGAAACGCACACAGCCAAUCUCGAGCGGCGGAACCGCCGUUCCCGACGGGGUCUGGGUAGUCGCGACUGGGAAAGCUAUCAUGGUGGACGUGACGCAAAAGUGGAAAGGCAUAGAGUGA